Molecule: messenger RNA, 3717 nt
Organism: Closterium sp. Yama58-4
Lineage: Eukaryota; Viridiplantae; Streptophyta; Zygnematophyceae; Desmidiales; Closteriaceae
Source: the annotation of a GenBank genome assembly
AUGACGAUCUAUAAUACCUUCACAAUCUAUGGGAUCUUCGCCGUCAUAUCCGGCCUGUCUUCACGGACCGCUGUGACGGCAUGGUCAGACAUAGAGCACCACCCAGCAUCAGUGGAGCAUCACGCAGCAGGCAUGGGACACCACCGUCAUUAUCAUUAUCACGCAACCAGCCCACACGGCAAUUCUUUCACCCAAGCUCUGUCUCAGCACAGUCACACCCAGUACAUUCCCAACGACGGAUACAGUCACGACGACCGUGACAUGCUGCGUCGGGUUGAGUCGGUGCGGCAGCAGCAAGAGAGGGACAGUCAGCCCCCGCCGCUCUUCACUGCUGUGGCUGCCGCUGCUGUGUCAUGCGAGUCCUUUGUCCUCGACUUCCCUCUCAGACGGGCUGCUGCUGCUGCUUCUGCUGCUACAAAUACUGCUUCAACCGCAGCAUCCAUAUUUCAAACCCAAAGGAGGCGGAGGAGGCAUCGAACGGUGAUCAUCGGGCCAGUCUCACUGCAACGGGCUGCUGUAGCCGCAGGGUACCAGCUGUCUCAGAAGCGCCGGAAAGGCCCCUGCAGUAUGUGGCUCAAGAGAGUCUUUUUAGUCAGAGUCAAGUCGCCUGCUGAUUUCGCCGCCAGGGCCUCUCUCCCGUCCACCGCCACCGUUAUUCUGCACUUACAGAGAGAUUUGACGCUGCCUAGAGGGGUUGUGUUCGGGCGGCAGCACUCGUGCACAAUACUCAUGUCAGCAAAAUGGCCCGGUUACACGCUGACGGGUGGUAACCCUAUGUAUCCAGUGCUGCGCGUGUGGAACACGAGUAACGUGAUGUCGCUGAACGUGAACUACCAGCUGGCGGUGACGGAGAGCAGCCCCGAGUGCAGCACUGUGCCCGAGCUGGGCAAGGCCGUCACCUGCCCCGCCAUCUCCAUCCAUCGCUCCUUCGGCGUGCAGAUUGGCAAGGUGAGCCCCUCCCUUGUUCCUGCUUUUCAGGAAAAGAGAGCAUUACAGAAUGCACCACCCCGAACUUUGAAUCACCGCGUGCGUAGUAGCCGAUGCACUCAGCAUCUCGCCGUUUGGAGUGACGCGAACGUGCGGCGCGAUGGCGGAGCUGUGUGCGCGGAUGUUCCUAAGCGCGUUUCCGACGCCAUUCGCAACUCGAAGGACGCGAAGAUGACGGCGCGUAAGGAUAAGGAGAGGGCUUUGGAGGAGGCGCUCACGUCAGUGGGCGGCCAAGGCGGAGCGGGUCCGAAGCCAAAGAAGGGGCGCAUGGAGGAUUGGUACGGCGAGGGGGGGAUGUCGGCGAAGCGUGCGGCAGACGAUGCGAUUUGCCUCUUCAUUGCGGGGACGCGCACGACGGAGCGCGUUUGCGAGCACCCCCUCUUCCUCAAUAUGCUGCGCGCCGUUAACGCCGCCGGUGGCGGCUACGUUCCGCCCAAGGCGCGCUACAUCGGAGGCGCCGGGUUGCUGGCGUGCAAGCAGCAGAUUGAGAAGGGUUUAUCGCCCAUUACGAAGUCGUGGAAGGAGACCGGCGUGACGAUCGCCAGCGAUAUGAUGAAGGACAAGAGCGGGCGCGCGCAGAUGAAGGUCGUCUUCAUCAACGCCAGUGGAGCGGUUUUCCUGGAGGCGUUCGACUGUAAGGCGGAGACAAAGACUGGUGCGUUCAUCGUGAGCGUCCUGCAGCCGCUGAUCGAGAAGCUUGGACCGGAGCACGUCGUCGCGAUUUGCACGGACGGCGGCAGCAACUACGUGUUUGCCGGCAAGCUGCUGCAGAAGAAGUACCCGCACAUGGAGUUCGUCCCCUGCGCCACUCACGUGCUCGACCUGCUGUUGGAGGACUUCGGCGGCAUGGAUUGGGCGCAGGAGGUCGUGUCAGUUACCACCGACAUGAUCACGUUCCUGCGCAGCCACACUUGGACGCGUGCCUUCCUCCGGUGUCCCGAGCUGCACGGCGAGAAGAAGUCGCUGCAGCCGCUGCGACCGGCGGGCACACGCUUUGGGACGCAGUACUUUGCGGUUUCACGCCUGCGAGAGAUUCGCCAGCACCUGGUGACGAUGGUGACGCACACGGACUGGGCCGAGAAGGGGAGGAAGCAGCAGACUGGAGCUACUUUUGAGAAGGCGGUGAUGGAUGUGGAGUGGUGGGGCAAGGUGGACACCUUCGUGAAGGUGAUGGAGCUGCCGCACAAGUUGAUGAGGAAGACGGAUGGGCCAGCGAAGGGGAUGAUGGGGGCACUGUACGACAUGAUGCUGCAGCUGACGGUGGACCUGAAGGAGCUGUUGGCGAGGGCGGAUUGUAAGCUUGAGGAGUCGGAGAAGGAGGCGUUGAUGGAGCAUUUGAGGAGGCGAUGGGAUGAGAGUUUGGCCUGCCCUCUUCACGUGGGGGGGUUUGGGUCGGAGGAGGCGGAAGCGGGCCGUGCGCAGCUGAAGGAGGGGAAGGGGGACAUGGCGGCGUGGUGGAAGGUGAAUGGCUGGGAGUACCCCGAACUGGCAGGCCUCGCGCGCCGUGCGGUGUCACAGGCCGUUUCCGCCUCUCCAUGCGAGCGGGGAUGGUCCACGUGGGAUGGGGUGCACACGGCGCGCAGGAACAGGCUGGGGUCGGAGAAGGUGCGCGACCUGGUGUACGUGGCGCACAACUGGCCGGUUGUGCACGGCCACCACCAGGGUGCAGCUGGUGGAGCAGGGCCAAGUGGGGAAGGCAGCAUCUUUGGGCGAGUGGACGUGCUACGGAGCAUGAGCGUGCGCCUGGACUCACUCUCGGUCACCGGAGUGGCUUCUUUCAUCAAGUCGCCUGGGGUGAUCCGCGUGGCCCUCAGUGGGUACGGGCCUGCACUGCUCAAGUCCAACGUUGUCAUCUCCAACAAUGACGUGUACGGGGUGAACACUCCGAUUCUCUUGCACAGGGGAGCAGUAGGUGUAACUGUCAGGAACAACUACGUCCACAACUACACUUUCGCAGGGAUCAAGUGCGGUGCCGACGUGCAUUACAGCGGUGCCUGCAUGCUCUCGCGCAUCAACUCCAACCUUGUGGUUUCUUCUGGGAGGAACCUAAACGGGGACCAUGACUCGGCGGGGAUCUACUUCUACACGCACUGGUUCAGCCCGGGGAACGCCGCGCUGUGCAACUACGUGUUCAACGGCGAUCACUGCUUCUAUCUGGACCAUUGCACGUCGGGCGUGCUUGUCAGGGGAGGCGCGUGCGUGAAUACGUACGACGGCAUGAAAGUGAACAACGGCAAGCGGAACGUGAUCGAGAACGUGGCGAUGAAGGGCACGCGCGGGUCGCUGGGAUGGACGUCGUGCUUCACAGUGACGAUCAACAACUGCCUCAAAGACCCGGGCAACUACUGGGAGGCCAUGCGCGUCAAAUACUACAACAGCGCCCGCAUCAACCAGCUAUGGCCUUGGAUGAAGGACGUCUGCAAGGAAACAUCGGCCAACGGCGGUGUGCCAUGUAACCCACCAGGGCAGCCAGGUGCUGACGUGACGGGAGCAUGCAGCGGGCUGGGAACCGACAACCUCAUCGAUGUUGUUGCCGUCAACACCACCAGUUACGGCCUCGACUGGAAGCACUCCCUGGAUGGGGAUGGGGAUGAGAAUGGGGAUGAGGAUGGGGAUGGGAAUGGGGAUGGGGAUGGGGAUAGCAAAGAGGACGGGGAUGGGGAUAGCAAUGGGGGUGGGGAUAACAAUGGGUACGGGGAUGGGGAUGGCGAUGGGAUGGAAAUGGGUUAA